Messenger RNA from Paralichthys olivaceus (Japanese flounder), 2442 nucleotides. RefSeq names its product RAD9 checkpoint clamp component B (gene rad9b). NCBI's taxonomy places the organism in Eukaryota, Metazoa, Chordata, Actinopteri, Pleuronectiformes, Paralichthyidae. Gene Ontology annotation, cellular component: checkpoint clamp complex. The record is from RefSeq and is a predicted model, not a curated record. Gene Ontology annotation, biological process: DNA replication checkpoint signaling; mitotic intra-S DNA damage checkpoint signaling; cellular response to ionizing radiation.
UUAGCCUCAUGCCAAAUCACUGUCUGUACUUCAGCUAAGCUAUUUAGCAUAUCAGACUGUUAGCAUCUAGUCUCUGAGCACCUGGUCGAAUCAGCAAGCAUGAAGUGUGUCCUCGAGGGAAAUGGUGUAAAAGUUUUUGGAAAAGCGGUGCAUGCCCUGUCCCGGAUCGGAGAAGAGCUGUGGUUGGAUCCUAUGGUUAAAGGGUUGGCGCUGAGAUCAGUGAACGCCGCUCACUCUGCAUAUGCCUGCUUCCUCUUCUCGCCAAUGUUCUUCCAACAUUACAGCCUGGGGCGUGGAUCCGAGCAGGCCCAUGAAACCAUCAAAUGCAAACUGGUCAUCAAGUCAGUGCUGCCACUUUUCCGGUGUUUGGCUGCCAUCGAGCGUAAUGUGGAACGAUGUCAGAUAUCGAUCAGCACCCCCACUGACCGAGUCAUAAUCCAGUUCUUCUGCAGACAUGGAAUCACCAAGACUCACAACCUCCGCUUCCAGGAGAGUGAGGCUCUGCAGGCGGAGUUCUCCUCACACCUCUGUCCCAAUGUGCUGAAGGCACCUGCCAGAGUCCUCAGUGAUAUGGUACUGCAUUUCCCAGUGUCCCUGGAGGAAAUCACUCUGUCCGCGACUCCUCUGAGAGUCACUCUGAGAAAUUACCAUGAGGCGGGAAACGAUCACAUGAAGAUGAUGCACACUGAGAUGUCCUUACACCCGGAUGAGUUUGACUUCUUCCAAGUUGGAGUGGACUCAGACGUAACCUUCUGUCUGAAGGAGUUGAGGGGUUUUCUGUCCUUUGCGGAGUCACAUUGCCUUCCAGUGUCCAUUUACUUUACUGCUGCAGGAAAGCCUGUGUGUUUCUCCAUGGAGGACAUGGUCCUAGAGGCCACUGUAGUGCUGGCUACUCUGAUCGACUCUGAAAACAAGGGCCCCUCUCAGCCUGUCGACUGCACGGCCCCCACUUCACCCAGAUUUACAGAUGUAGCUGCUCUACCUGUGGUCUCUCAUGAGGUAGACAGCAGGGAGUCACAGAAUGCUCCUGCUGUGGCAGAGCUGAUCCCAUCCAGUCAGGGCAGCCCUAUCAUCAACCAGCCUGCUCUCAUGCACCUUCCGUCUUCAGACCAUCCUGACAGACGAGAUGUACCCGAUGAGGCCAGUGCCAUGGCAACUCCUGCGUCUUCCAUGAUCUGCUCCCUGCUGUUCAGGGCUUUGUCUUCAGAGCAGGACGAUGAUGGUUGUGAUGGCAGUCUGCCUGUUCUGGCUUGUUACAGUGACACAGAAGACGAUUUGGAGGGAGACUAUACAAGAAGCCCUUUACUGUGAAAACAGAGUAAAGGGAUGUGAACAUCAUCUUGACCCUGAAGUAGACCCUGAAGUAGACCCUAAGAUUCAACUGUAGUCAGAACAACUUAUGCUCAACUAUAUUAAUAUAUACAUUUAAUACAUAUUCAGUUUGCCCACAAUGUUCAGUUGAAAAUGACAGAGAAUCUAUUUACGAAGAUUAUUUGUAAUAAGUUUGUAUCAAUUCAUUUGUUUUGGCGGUUUCAUUGUGUACAAUACAUGAGUCAUAACAAUUAAGUCUUGUCUGUGAAAACAUAACCUCCGUGUGAGGAUGCCACACCUGUGUGUUGGCUGAGGAUUGUGGGAGUACACACACAGUGCACGCACCUUCUUAACAAUGUUCUUUUACUGGCAUGGCUUCAGAGAAGUGCACGCUAUGAAGAGUUAAAUGUGGCCGAUGGGAUAAUGGGAAAAUUCAGCCUUAAAGGCAUGUAGCCUGAGCCUGUGAGAAAAUACCUCUUUGACGUACUUUUCAAUGCUCUUGCAUCAGAUAGUCUUCUGAAAGCCACUUGAUGCUGACCUCACAUACACCAAACACAACUGGAUAAUAAAUACUAUACCCUUUAUUCAUAUAUUGUACAGAUCUGAAAAUGUUUCUUCACAGAGAACAGAUCUGGAUACAGUGGGGUCCAUGCUGUGGUAGUAACAAAGUAGAGAGGGAUGAAGUGGACGGGAGACAACAGGGAAGAGAGUCGGGGCAGGUACGAGUCAGGAAUCAGGAACCACCAGGUUGACAGUGACACCGUCUGACUGGGAGAAUUGCUUUGUAAAAUCAUUAAGGCUACUUAGAUUGUCCUCAGUGCUUAAACAGUUCAAACUCACAUUUUGAGCGUUAGCUGCUGCCUCUGCCCAAAACUCUUCCUUGUCAGUCAGCCUCAUCUCACAGAGACGUCCGACUCUGCCGUCUCCCAGUGUGAACGUUUGACAGUGCAGGUUGUAAACAGUGAUGUGAACGAGUUUCUAAAAAGGGGUGAUGGCUUUAUCACAAUUCCUAAGCUCCAGACAGAGAGGCAGGUUUCAAGGGAAAAACGGUUGAACAUUGCUGUAGAUGAAAACGCCCAGUGUUAAGACAGAAGGGCAUGAUGGGAAAAGCUGUUUCGUCUCUUAUGGCUA